This is a messenger RNA of Thermochaetoides thermophila DSM 1495, 1098 nucleotides long. RefSeq lists its product as uncharacterized. The record is from RefSeq and is a predicted model, not a curated record. Gene Ontology annotation, cellular component: cytoplasm. Gene Ontology annotation, molecular function: 2-oxoglutarate-dependent dioxygenase activity. NCBI's taxonomy places the organism in Eukaryota, Fungi, Ascomycota, Sordariomycetes, Sordariales, Chaetomiaceae. The transcript is spliced from 4 exons. The coding region runs from base 1 to 1098 and encodes 365 amino acids.
AUGGCACCCUCGGCGAUUGAGGCUGACGAUUCGGUGAAUACCAAAGGGCCGAUUCGUGAGCCCCUUAAGCUCUCUGGAGCACUGAAUGGCUAUGAGUACUUCGAUGUCACACCCGUCAUCGGUCGAGAAUAUCCUACUGCCAAUCUGGUUGAGUGGCUUAACUCCCCGAACUCGGAUGACCUCCUUCGAGACCUCGCCAUUACCAUCUCUCAACGGGGCGUCGUGUUUUUCCGGGCGCAGGAUAACCUUACAAACGAGCUCCAGAAGAAGCUCAUCUUGCGACUCGGAGAGCUAACUGGCCGCCCAGAAACUUCGGGUCUCCAUAUUCACCCCAUACUCAACUCAGAACGGGAACUUGGUGGCGAUGACCUUGAGAUCAGCACCAUUAGUUCGGUCCAGAACAAGAAGUUCUACUCUACAGCGACCCGUGACGCGACUUUGAACCCCAAGAAGCAGAGCACUGCUCAAUGGCAUAGCGACAUUGCCUUUGAGCCCGUGCCAGCUGAUUACACGUCUCUCCGUCUUGUUCAACUGCCCACCACAGGAGGCGACACAUUGUGGGCCUCUGGCUACGAGCUGUACGAUCGCCUCAGUGAGCCGUAUCAGAGAUUCCUCGAGACUCUCACAGCCACCUUCGAGCAGCCAGUCUUCCGAGAUAUCGCCGAACGUUCCGGGUUCCAAUUGUAUGACAAACCGCGUGGUGCACCAGAGAAUGUUGGCAGCGAGCUUAAGGCCGUCCAUCCAGUUGUGCGCACCAAUCCUGUCACCGGCUGGAAGAGCAUCUUUCCUGUGGGGGGUCAUGUCAAGCACAUCAACGGGUUGACGGAAGAAGAAAGCAGGAGAUUGCUAGACUGGUUCCUAGAACUAGUCUAUAAGAACCAUGACCUGCAAGUCAGGUUCAAAUGGCAGAAUAAGAAUGAUAUUGCUGACAAGCUUGCAGCCAUUUGGGACAACAGAUCUGUCUUCCACACAGCGACCUUUGACUACCUGGACGGCAGCUACGGCGAACGUUUUGGAAACCGAGUCGUUGGUCUCGGCGAGAAGCCUUAUCUUGACCCCAAUAGCACAUCGCGGCGUGCUGCUCUGGCCAAGGUUUAG